AUGACUGCAAAAGAGCAAUUUGAAUGGCGGAACCUUCUUCUCAUACUAACAGUUCUUCCUGCCUGCAGAAGUUUACUGGUUUCGAUCCCACAGGAAGAAUAUGAGGCCGCAAGUGGAGGAGAUAUUACUCUUACAUGUUCUUUUAUUCCGGCAAACCCUGAUUUUAACAUGCUGGUUGUCACAUGGGAAGCGUAUCCGGAUGUUGCCGAUGAUCCUAUGAAAACUGUGGCCACCUAUUUUAUAAAUAAUCCAGUUGACAUCGCACCCCCUUAUGAAGGUCGGGCAUUCAUGGAGGUGGAUCUUGCCAAACAAAGGAGCACAUUGCGUCUGACAAAGCUAACUGUACAGGACAGUCGUCACUUCCAGUGCAGUGUUAAGAUACCAAAUGACGACGAAGGAACUACCGCGGCCUCUACUUCCCUUCUAGUGCUGGUUCCCCCCUCAAAGCCUCUGUGCAGGCUCCAAGGAACAGCAGAAUAUUGGCACGAUGUCACUCUUACCUGCAUGUCUGAGGAGGGCUCGCCUAAACCAUCCUAUAAAUGGAAGAGCUACAGUGUCGAAAAUGCACCCAGGCAAUUUCCACCCAAGACUACUGAGAAGGAUGGAGCUCUUUCCCUGUUUAACAUUUCAAGAGAGACAUCUGGAUUCUACAUCUGCACAUCAACAAAUCGAGUUGGUUCUGAAAUUUGCAACUUUACCUUAGCAGUUUUGCCUAGCAGCAUGAACUUUGGAUCAACCGCUGGUAUAAUUGGUGGUGUCGUCGCUGGAUUAAUCGUACUUGGCAUAAUCAUCUUCUGUUGCUACAAGAAAAGAUCCAAAAAGGACAAGAAUGUUGAAGGAGAAUUAGAAUUUUCUGAUCAUCCUGAAGACAGAACUUCGUAUCGGGAUGAAGAGUCUAAUAGUGAAACAAAGAAAUCAGAUUACAAAGACGCUCUUCCUCAAGGCAGUCACAACACUGGAAAAGCUGAACUCACACUAGCAGAGGAUGGUUCCGAUAGUGUUCGAUAUCGGAGUGAGCCAGAUCAGCGUGAUCAAUACCGAGGAAGUCGCGACAGGCUUGACGAUCACCGCACCAGUCGAGAUCGCCUCGAAGAACGGAACGACUACAGGGGGAGUCGAGAUCGCCUCGAAGAACGGAACGACUACAGGGGGAGUCGAGAUCGCCUCGAAGAACGGAACGACUACAGGGGGAGUCGAGAUCGCCUCGAAGAACGGAACGAACGCAGAGGAAGUCAUGACAGGCUCGAUGAUCACCGUUACGGUGGUAAUAGCGAUCACUUUGAAGAUCGGAAUGACUACAGAGGAAGUCGCGACAGGCUUGGUGAUCCACGCGGCCGUUAUGGAGGAAGUCGUGAUCGCCUAAAUGACACCUAUGAGCGCUAG
This is a messenger RNA of Nerophis lumbriciformis (worm pipefish), 1383 nucleotides long. Lineage: Eukaryota; Metazoa; Chordata; Actinopteri; Syngnathiformes; Syngnathidae. The record is from RefSeq and is a predicted model, not a curated record.